Chaetomium strumarium is the source of this 640-nucleotide messenger RNA. RefSeq lists its product as uncharacterized. The transcript has 2 exons. Bases 122 to 430 code for a protein of 102 amino acids. NCBI's taxonomy places the organism in Eukaryota, Fungi, Ascomycota, Sordariomycetes, Sordariales, Chaetomiaceae. The record is from RefSeq and is a predicted model, not a curated record.
AUCUGCGAUCGUUUUGUUCUCACGCUCCCCCUCACUUUGCAAUUUCAGCCCGACCCGGAGUCAUUCGCUUCCCCCAGGAAUCUAGUUAUAGUACCUACCUACCGUAGGUGGUAUUACCGAAAUGGUUCGCACCGCUCUCGCUGCUGUCCUGGCUUUCGCCGUCACUAUGAUCAACGCCCAGGCCAUCCCGAACCCGGCGGGUGCGCGGGACGUGGGCAACGGGCAGGGCCGACAGUUCACGACGGGCGGCUGUGUCGCGAACGCCGACUGCCAGGAGGGAUGUUGUGCCAACAACGGCCAGGGCACGGGCAUCUGCUCGGGCAUCGGCGCUGAGUUCCAAAACGGCAAGCAGGGAUGCGGCUUCGUCGACCCCAAUGCCGCUGCUACCAUCGCCGAGGCGAAGGCCCAGGUUGAACGGCAGGGGUUCUGAAUCAAAGGUACCUACGGGGGCCCAGUGGACAAGAGGACGGAGGACGGAAGAGGGUUGUGGUUUGAUGGGGGCUGAAUGAAUGUAUGUGACGUGGUUGUGUCCCUGGGAGUAUGACCAUUCAUAAGGUGGAACGUCUCGAGAAAGCACGCCUCACUGGAAGGACUGAUUGAUUAUUACGACUAGUAGUAUGCCAUACUCAUGGAGUAAUUA